AUGUCAGUUACCUUGUCGGGUUUUCAUCAAGCUGUAUUAGAUGGGAAUAUUGCAAGUGUAAAGGCCUUUCUUUCCAGUGGGGACGUGAAGAUUGAUGAACAAGAUGAAGAUGGUAUGACAGCUUUACUACAAGCUUCUUAUCGAGGAAAUGUUAAAAUUGCGCAAUUAUUGGUUAAUUCUGGCGCAAAUGUUAAUUGGUCAAAGCACAAGCAAGGUUAUACUGCAUUAAUGUUUGGUGCACUGUCUGGCAAAAUUGAAAUUAUUGAAUACUUACUCUCUCAAGGUGCAAAAACCGAUCCAACAAAUUGUGUGAAGCGAACAGCCGCAGAAAUGGCAUCGUUUGUCGAAAAAGAGGAGUUGGUUCAAUUUACGAAACUAGAGGCAUCAUCGAGUUCUUUUCUAUCUCCAAGUCUAGUUGAUCCACUACAUUGCAUGCUUACUAACCUCAAUUUCUCUCCCGUGAAGGUUUUUAUCUAUCUUUCUUCGUCAUCGGGAAAGCCAAUUUUAGAUAAUUUCGAGAAUGUAGUCGCAGCGUUAGAAAGGCUUUGCGCGCAGCAUUUCACUCCCCACAAAACCCACGAACACAUUUCAAUGAAAUUACAUCUUCUCAGUUGCAUUGUUAAACGUGCAGGCGAGUUUCUGAAAAUCAAGAACUUCGAUGAGGGGAGAACUGGAAAGUCUUCUCUUACCUUGGAACCUUUAAUCAAGUUAUUUCUUCGAGGUACUGAUCCUCAUGGCUUAGCUGGAGGGCAGGAGUCAUUUUUGCGCAAAUGUCUCGUUUCAUUUCCGCACUCUGAGUCGAAUUUGUGGCGCCAGACAGUGACGCGAGUAAGUCAAGUCGAAGUGGGAGAAGCGCCGACCGCUCUUGCUCUCCUAGAGAAUGCUAUUAAUGGUCUCUCGCCUUUCGCUCGCUCUGCUAAGGCCGAUGAAUCGUUAUCUGCAGGUGGUUGCGAGCCCUGUGCCACUUGCGCAGACAUGCCUGGUUAUGGAGAUGGCAUCCGAUCCAAAUGGUGCUCACGCUGUCAUGAAGUUGCCUAUUGCUCUGUCGCAUGUCAAAAGCUCCAUUGGUUCACUCACAAAAAGUACUGCUCUGUUCUUAAAGGGGAAAUUUAG
This is a messenger RNA of Rodentolepis nana, 1113 nucleotides long. The record is from the annotation of a GenBank genome assembly. Lineage: Eukaryota; Metazoa; Platyhelminthes; Cestoda; Cyclophyllidea; Hymenolepididae.